Messenger RNA from Triticum dicoccoides, 1980 nucleotides. Its product is annotated as probable cation transporter HKT7. Gene Ontology annotation, biological process: monoatomic cation transport; transmembrane transport. The transcript has 3 exons. Gene Ontology annotation, molecular function: monoatomic cation transmembrane transporter activity. The record is from RefSeq and is a predicted model, not a curated record. Bases 5 to 1741 code for a protein of 578 amino acids. Gene Ontology annotation, cellular component: plasma membrane. NCBI's taxonomy places the organism in Eukaryota, Viridiplantae, Streptophyta, Magnoliopsida, Poales, Poaceae.
AUACAUGCAUCCCAACACGUCCACACAUACAUACUCAGACAGUAGUACAUCAAACAUGGCCGGAGCUCAUCGUAAGGUCCGCGAGCUGUUAGAGCACACGCGGCGGCGCUCGACGGCCGCGCUCAACAAUGUAAUGUCCCUCAUGCGCUCGCUAUCCGGGUCAUACGCGCAGCACCACGUCAAGGAGCGCGUGGCGCGGUGGCGCCGCGCGCUCGCCGGGCGGUUAUCGCCGCGCCUCGGCUCGCCGCUCGUCCACGUCGCGUACUUCCUCGCCGUCUCCUGGCUCGGUUACCUUGUCCUCGCGCAGCUCAGGUUCCGCGCCGGCGGCGAGGGGACGAGGCGGCCCGGCGCCAUCGAUCUGUUCUUCACCGCCGUCUCGGCCGCGACGGUGUCGAGCAUGUCCACCGUCGAGAUGGAGGCGUUCUCCAACGGCCAGCUCCUCGUCCUGACCGUGCUCAUGUUCGUCGGCGGCGAGGUGUUUUUGUCGCUCCUAGGCCUCGCGUCCAAGUGGUCCAAGCUGAGGAAGCAAGCUGUACGCAAAUCCCGUCGCGUCGAGAUCCACGACGUCGCCGAGCUUGAGAUGCCGCCGGUCGCCGCUGCUGGCGAAUUCGACAACCCAACGUCGAUUACGUCGACCGCCGACGACGAGAUGAGCAAGCCGUUGGACCGCUUCGAUGACACGAGGCUGCGGCGCGACGCGGUGUUGUCGCUCUUCUUCGUCGUCCUCGCCAUCCUCCUGACGGUGCACGUCGUCGGAGCCGUCGCCGUCGCGGCGUACAUCUUGCAUGCGUCGCCGGCGGCGAGGCGGACGCUUCGGGAGAAGGCCCUGAACGAGUGGACAUUCGCCGUGUUCACGACGGUGUCCACGUUCUCGAGCUGCGGGUACAUGCCGACAAACGAGAACAUGGCGGUGUUCAAGCGGGACACCGGUCUGCAGCUGCUGCUCGUGCCGCAGGCGCUGGUCGGGAACACGCUGUUCCCGCCGCUGCUGGCCGCGUGCGUGCGCGCCGCCGCCGCGGCAACCAGGCGCGUGGAGCUCAAGGAGACGGCGAAGGAGGGCGGGGAACUGACGGGGUACUACCACCUGCUCCCGGCGCGGCGGUGCGCGAUGCUAGCGGCAACGGUGGCCGGGUUCGUCGCCGUGCAGGCGGCGAUGUUGUGCGGCAUGGAGUGGGGUGGCGCGCUGAGCGGGAUGAGCGCGUGGGAGAAGGUGUCGAACGCGGUGUUCCUCGCGGUGAACUCCCGGCACACCGGCGAGACAACCCUCGACCUCUCCACCCUCGCGCCGGCCAUCCUCGUCCUCUUCGUGCUCAUGAUGUACCUCCCUCCAUACACGACAUGGUUUCCAUUUGGAGAGAGCUCCAGCGUGAAGGACCAUCCCACGGAGGAGACCCAGGGGGUGAGGUUGCUCAAGAGCACGCUUCUGUCACAACUCUCCUACCUUGCCAUCUUUGUCAUCGCCAUCUGCGUCACUGAGAGGGAAAAGCUCAAGGAGGACCCCCUCAACUUCAACUUGCUCAGCAUCGUCGUCGAAGUCGUCAGCGCUUAUGGAAAUGUGGGCUUCUCCAUGGGCUACAGCUGCAGUAGGCAGAUCAGCCCGGACGGGAUGUGCACUGACAGGUGGACCGGCUUCGCUGGGAGGUGGAGCGAUUCCGGCAAACUCAUCCUCAUUCUUGUCAUGCUCUUCGGGAGGCUGAAAAAGUUCAGCAUGAACGCGGGCAAAGCCUGGAAGCUUAGUUAGAAGAGGUACCAGAUGACCAUUAAUUGCAGGCACCAGUGGUCAUGGAGUGGAGCUCCGAGUAAGACACAAGAUGGAAUGCUCCCGACUUCUUUUCACCCCAUCUGUAUGGCUGUAUUCUUUUUAGACGCAGAAGGGAGCCUUCAAUGUGUCAUCCCUGUAGACUCACCUGUGAGUGCUGCUGGUUUCAGAUUAGACGAGUAAAGUUGAUCAUAGAAUUAUCAAGGCUUGCUAAUUAACUA